This is a messenger RNA of Contarinia nasturtii (swede midge), 2710 nucleotides long. RefSeq names its product PR domain zinc finger protein 5-like. Lineage: Eukaryota; Metazoa; Arthropoda; Insecta; Diptera; Cecidomyiidae. The record is from RefSeq and is a predicted model, not a curated record. The coding region runs from base 123 to 2171 and encodes 682 amino acids. The transcript has 9 exons.
AAUAGUAGUUUGUACACAAGUUCAGCAACAUUUUCGUCAAACUAUUUUUUUCUUGUACAAAAAUAACAUAAAAAUGAUGUGAAGAAAAUACGACAAAAAGGAACAUUUGAAGAAAAAAAACAAUGGAUGUAGUUCCAAGUGAUGUCGGAAAAAGAAAGAGAGAGAUGGAGUCUUCGGGAACAAAUCAAAGAUCGAAGAUACAAUAUUGUGUUGUACGAGAUUGCACAAAUUUCCGUGGAUCAAAAGAUCUAGGUACCUAUUUUUUCACACUGUCAAGCCUUAAUCUUUCAGUGGAAACACGAAACAAAUGGGAAUUGGCUAUAACUGGCAAGCAAACUGGCAAUAUGUAUAUCGGAAAGAUUUGUGAUCGCCAUUUCAAGCGUGAUGAUAUGUACUACAGAAAAGGUGUACCAUCUCGCUUACGACCUGAGGCAUUUCCUGUCUUGCAUUUGCCGCAAUACACCACAAAAAAUGUCACGCAAGAGGCAAAUCCUCUAUUUGGUGAACUGAAGCUAGUUGAUAUUGAUGCAAUUAAAAACAAUACAAAUGACACCGAAUUGAUUAAAAAUAGGUUUUCCAAGCAAUCGAGUCUAUGUGAACAUUGCACUCAAAAAGAUGUGAAAAUAGAAUCGUUAAAAGCAAAAAUAUUCGAUUUAGUGAGAGAAAAUCAACAAUUCAGAGAUCGAAUCAAAAACAUGGAAUCUAUGUUGACAAAUGGUCAAACAAAUAAUGAAAUAAUUGAAUCGUCAACAUUAGAUGGAAUAGACGAAUUGGAGCAAAGUGUUUCGGCAAAAAAAAUUGAUUUGCCGCAAUCUCUUGAGACGGUGCAUAUAAAAGUGGAAGCUGACGUUGAAAUAAGUGAACCAAUCGAACAGUCAACAUUGCAAGAAGUAGUCAAGGUGGAGCCAAAACAAGAGUCGAAUCCACACAUCAAUAAGUAUUUCAAAUGCGGCGAAUGCGGAAUGACAUUCCAAAAGCCACUGCAAUUAAGUUUCCAUAUGCAUAGUGCACAUCUGAAGAUGAAACUUUUUCAAUGCAGUGAAUGCAAUAAGACAUUCGAGGAACCACUGAACCUAAAAGAACAUGUCCGUUAUAUUCACAACAGACCCAAGGAAACUAAACGUGUUCGAUGUUAUUUGUGUAAACAAAAAUUUAGUUCGCGAGAGGAACUUCUGGCACAUAGAGGCGAUGCUCACAAGAAAUGUCCCAAAAAAAUCAAAUCUUUUCAAUGUGUUUUGUGUAAAUUAGAAAUUGAUUCCAAAGAGGCGCUUCGGAUGCAUAUGAAGCUACAUUCGCGAGACCAUCUAUGCGACGUCUGUAAAGUGCCCUUUACUUUGGACGAAUUGAACAAUCAUUUGUGUGACAACGAAGGAAGCGUUUGUUGUGAAUAUUGUCAACAGACUUUUACAACAACAAUCAAAUUGUUAGAACAUCUUGGAACACAUGACAAGAAAAAGUUUUAUCGAUGUGAUGAAUGCCCGAAAUCGUUUCCAAUGAUCAAACUUAAACAGUAUCACAUAACAGUAUCACACUCAAAGCCAAAAUUGUUCACUUGUACAAUAUGUCGCAAGGCAUUUGCAACAAAAAGAUCUCGAACAACUCAUGAAAAAUCACACAAUGCCGUAAGAUCCCAUCUCUGUGAUGAAUGUGGACGAGGGUUUCGAUCCGCUCGAAAUUUGAAAUUACAUAAAGAGUCAAGUAUGCAUGCUGCAGAGGCACUUUUUCAGUGUCCUGACUGUCCACAUAAAUGCUACAGAAAAGAUCAGUUGAAACGACACAGUGUAAUCCAUAGCAAUGAUAGUUUCGUUUGCGAGAUCUGUACCGCCCAACUUCCAUCCAUGAAAAAUUUAAUGCGGCAUAUGACACGACACACGAGAACUGAGGCCAACCGAAAAUAUGCCUGCUCACUGUGUCCGAUGAAAUUUUUUUCAGCUAAAGUAUUAAAGGAACAUCAGGCUGUGCAUGGCAAUGCCAAAUUACACGCUUGUCAAUAUUGUGAACAAUCUUUUAAAUAUGCUGGAGACUUGUAUAAACAUUUGAAAAUACAUCUUGGCGAACUGCGGUAUCAAUGUGAGAAAUGCGACAAACGAUUCAAAUAUAAAGUAGAAGCAGUUCAACAUGAAUUUGAGCACUAUAAACAAGAAAAAAAUGAAAGAAAUGAAAUUGAAUAGUGUUCUGGGUCUGGUUCAGUUUUUUAUUCUAAUAUGCGAUAAUAUGAAAUAAAUUGUUUGGGAAAGUAAUUAAAAAUCAGAUCAAACUAAGACAGUAUCACAAGAAAACGAUCACGGAAAAUAAGAUGCUAAAAGGCAUAAGAUACAGCAUAAAAUAGGAAUCAAAUAGUAAAUAAUUUGAAAGCACGAUAAACCAAAUUUGAUCGGCAAAGAAGCGAUAAGAAUUCUGUCUAAAAUGAUAAAAAAAUAAAAUUCACGUAUAGUUGGCGCUACAUUCUUAUUGCAUAAGCGUAUACUUUCCACUUAGUCCGUUGCAACGGAAAACAAGUUUGCAUAGAAUGCAGCGCCAACUAUAUGUAAAUUUUAUUUUUCAUCGUUUUAGACAAUAAAUCUAUGGUUUUCUUAUGGCUUCUUUGUUGUAGAAACAUUUUCUAUGGCAAAAAACAUAACCCGGUUCAAUUUUGUAUACUUUAAUGUUAGAAUAACGAUCAAUUUUUAAAAACGUUUUAAAAAAUAAAAUAAAAGAAUAUAAAUUCAAU